AUGGAGAGGUCGCAUUUCUUUGAUUUUAAGGCACUUGAGGAGUAUAUUACUAACAGGUCAAAGGGAAAAGGUUUCUCUAAGGGCAAGCAGUUUGUCUCAAAGGAAAAGUGCCAUGAAGGAUUCUUCAUCAAGAAUCAUGACAGUGGUUGUCGUGGUGAGCAGGAAGAAGUCGACUCUGAUGACUUAUUAUCAGAGGAUGACGAAAACCCAGGCAACACACUGCUUACUGAGGCCUCCGUACUCGUUGCUUCUGAUGUCGAAAAGCAGGAGGCACAAGAAAGCGACUACCACCCGACUAGUCCUUCCCUGCCUGCCGACAUGACGACGACUAUGGACCGAACUUGGACUACAAGAACGACAAACACUAUGAAGAAGAGGAUGAUAUGUCUCCCUCGUGUAAUUCAGACCGACUGUGGGACGAAUUUCAUGAGUAACGUAUUUAGGGGCAAAUGUGCUGAACUGGCCAUUCAGCACAUUACCAGCGUACCUUAUCAUCCGGAGAGUCAAGGUGUGGUGGAAAGGUUUCAUCAAACCCUCAAGUCUGUACUUAAGAAACUUUAUGAUUCUGAUAACGAAUGGGACAAAAUUCUCCCUUUUGCCCUCUUUGCUAUUAGAAAUCACCCUAACUCUUCUACAGGUGUAGCUCCUUUCGAGUUGGUAUUUGGGCACAAAGUUCGAGGACCAUUAGAAAUUAUGUUUGAGAUGCUAAAAUUCAGCCGGAAGGGGGAAGUAAAAGUUGGAGGGUUGGUGGAAGACUUAGGUCUAGGAUGUUGA
Macrobrachium nipponense is the source of this 774-nucleotide messenger RNA. RefSeq lists its product as uncharacterized. The transcript has 3 exons. The record is from RefSeq and is a predicted model, not a curated record. Lineage: Eukaryota; Metazoa; Arthropoda; Malacostraca; Decapoda; Palaemonidae. The coding region runs from base 1 to 774 and encodes 257 amino acids. Gene Ontology annotation, molecular function: nucleic acid binding. Gene Ontology annotation, biological process: DNA integration.